AUGGCGUCAAAGUUGGCGGCAGUGCGAUAUCGUUGUCGCCUGUCUGAUACCGGUGUGGGAACGACAAUUGUGGUUUUGAAAAAUAGACCAAUUCUGUACACUAAAACUCUCGCCCCAGAACGCCUCAAUGCACAAUAUUUGGCGGGGUUCACUCUUACGCCUUGGCCUGGGCCCGGAUGGGGCGCCGGUUCGGGACCGGCCGGCUCGUGCCCGGCUCCCACACGCAGAAGGGGCGAACGGAAGCUUUCGGGCGUCACCACGGACGAUAAAUACUCGAUCUCCCAACACUUGACGAUGGGUUUUUGUAUCAAGCAAGCUUCAAGACUCAGUUGCUCAGAUCAAUACCAGACCUUCAAGAUGCCCGCUGUCAUUGAGCACUCGGUCACUACGGAGGUCCCUGGACCUAUCUCCAAGGCCAGCGCAAAGAAGCUCGAUACCUUCUUUGACGCCCGCGCCGUUCACUUCGUCGUCGACUACGACAAGAGUUCCGGAAACUACAUCGUCGACGUUGACGGCAACAAGUACCUCGAUGUUUACUCCCAGAUCGCCUCCAUCCCGGUAGGCUACAACAACCCCACCCUCAUCGAGGCCGCCAAGUCCCCCGAGAUGGUCUCCGCCCUCGUCAAUAGACCCGCCAUCGGCAACUUCCCCUCGGGCGCCUGGCACGACCUCCUCCAGAACGGCCUCAUGAAGGCCGCCCCGGAGGGACUCAACCACAUCUUCACCGCCCAGUCCGGCUCCGAGGCCAACGAGCUGGCCUACAAGGCCGCCUUCAUGCUCUACCGCCGCCGCGAGCGCGGCGAGGCCGAGUGGUCGCACGAGGAGAUCCACUCGUGCCUGCACAACACCACCCCCGGUUCCCCCGAGCUGGCCAUCAUGAGCUUCAAGAACUCCUUCCACGGCCGCGGCUUCGGCAGCUUGUCCACCACGCGCAGCAAGGCCGUGCACAAGCUCGAUAUCCCCUCGUUCAACUGGCCCCAGGCUUCGUUCCCGGCGCUCAAGUACCCCCUGGACAAGUACGCGGCCGAGAACGAGGCCGAGGAGAAGCGCUGCCUGAAGGAGGUGGAGGAGCUGAUUCAGAGCUGGCACUGCCCCGUUGCUGCUGUUAUCGUUGAGCCUAUCCAGUCCGAGGGCGGUGAUAACCACGCUUCCCCUGCCUUUUUCCAAGGUCUGCGCGACAUUACGCAGAAGCAUGCUGUUGUCAUGAUUGUCGAUGAGGUCCAGACUGGCUUCGGCGCUACUGGCAAGUUCUGGGGCCACGCUCACUGGAACCUCACCUCCCCUCCCGACAUCGUCACCUUCUCCAAGAAGGCCCAGACUGCCGGCUACUACUUUGGCGACCGCAUGCUGGUCCCCGACAAGGCUUACCGCCAGUUCAACACCUGGAUGGGUGAUGCCGCCCGCGUCAUCGUCUGCAAGGCAGUCAUUGACGAGAUCCGCGAGAAGAAGCUCGUGGAGCAGACCGCUCGCGUUGGUGAAGUCCUCUACGCCGAGAUGGAGAAGCUCGCCCAAAAGUACCCCGACCACGUCAUGAACCUUCGCGGCAAGGGCCAGGGCACCUACGUCGCCUUCGACACCCAGAGCGCGGCUGCCGUCACGAGCUCGAUGAAGCGCCUCGGCGUCAACAUUGGCGCUUGCGGCAAGGAGACCAUCCGUCUCCGCCCCAUGCUCAUCUUUGAGGAGGCGCAUGUGCCCAUUUUGAUCUCUGCAUUUGAGAAGACCUUUUCUUCAUUCAUGGAUUUACAGCUCCGACGAGCCGAUGAUGGCCUUGAAAACGGAACAUAUCUCCUCAACCUUCUCAUAGUGAACUCUCAAACGGAAUGGGGCAACUUGAUGGCUGACUCGGGUAAUAUGACAAGUUCUCCUGUACCCAUUCAGGACCCCCUCCCCACGAUCUUUGUCCGACAGAUGGCUAGUCGGCGCGGCCCGGCGGCCGGUAGCUUAUCAUGCAAGAACCGGGAAAUACCUGCGGUCUCUAUUUUCGGGGCAUCCCCCUCUCGGGACUGGUCGCCCCGUCGAGUGAUACGCAUCCGGUUCGUCGGAUCCGCCAGAGCAGCCGGCUGGGGUAACAAGGAUCGUCGCGGCAUGACACAUGCGGUGGUACACAGCUAUCUAUCACCUUUUUUUCUUGAUAAUGGUCUAUUUUCAAUGGCUGAAAAGUUCGUGAUGGUCUCAUAUAAACCUUCAAGACCAGGUUCGCAAUCACGCAAACUCACCUUACCCAAAAAGAGGUUCUUCACACACUUAAUCAAAAUCACUUCGAAACACGUCGUCUUCGACAUCGUAGGCACCUGCAUGUCCUACGACGCCAUCCCCCGCGCCAUCGAAACCCGUCUCGGCCCCAAACUCGCAGAACACAACAUCAAGCCCGCCCUCCUCAGCUUCGCCUGGAUCGAGGCCGCCGAGCGCGAGUACACUUACCUCUCCAUCCAAGGCCGCUACCGCCGCUUCUACGACAUCUUCCGCAGCCUCUUCUACCGCAUGCUCUUCCAAGCCGGCGUCCCCGAACCGCGCAAACUCGCCACCGACGACGACGUAGCCUACAUCAUGGACCGCUUCCUCGAGCUCGAGGCCCGGCCCGGCACAAAGGAGUGCUUCACGCUGCUGCGAGAGGCCGGCUUCACAGUCUGGGCCUUCACGGCGGGCGACGCGAAGCGCGUGGGCGGGUACUUUGCCAAGGCGGGCAUCGACAUGCCCGCGGAGAACCUCAAGAGCUGCGACGCGGACGGCAUCGGCAAGCCGGACCCCAGGGCGUACAAGCCCGUGCUGGAGAGCUUUGGCGGGGAGGAGGCGUGGUUCGCGGCGGCGCACAUGUGGGAUGCGUCGGCGGCCAAGGGGUGCGGGUUCAAGGGGGCGUGGUGCGCCGUGUACGAGGGGGAGCCGUGUACGGAUUUGUUUGGUGAGAUGGAUGUCAUGGCGACCGAGUUGCCGGACAUGGCGCGGAAGAUUAUAGCCGCUUCGGAGGGGGCGGCCGCGGCGUAA
Molecule: messenger RNA, 2982 nt
Organism: Colletotrichum lupini
Lineage: Eukaryota; Fungi; Ascomycota; Sordariomycetes; Glomerellales; Glomerellaceae
Product: 4-aminobutyrate aminotransferase
Exons: 17
Coding region: 1-2982 (993 amino acids)
Biological process (GO): GABA catabolic process
Cellular component (GO): mitochondrion
Molecular function (GO): pyridoxal phosphate binding
Source: RefSeq, a predicted model, not a curated record